AUGGAAAUAAAAAUUCUGAGACCACAAGAGCCAAAAGCCAAAGUCAUGCUAUGGGCAGACAUAAGCUACCAUGACAUGGAGAGGCUGAAUAAAAUACAAUCUAUUCCAGAAUUACAAACUGCUUUGAGUGAACUACUCGACAUAGAUCUCCCGGAUCCAAAGCGAGGAAUUCUGCUGGACCUUUAUGUCCAAACGAUAUUUUAUUGCAGAGAAAAGCAUUUUAAACCUGCACAAGCGUCCACCCUUAUAUCCAUUGUUAAAUCUAUUCACAAGGUUAACGUUGGAACCAUCAUUAAUAACAUAGCAUAUUGUCAUACAUAUUGCAAAGAGCUCUUGCUUUGUCAUUCAGUUCGGCAACCACCAUUUAGCAUCAACCUUUAUAACUCAGAGGAGGUGACUUCUAUCUAUAAAUACAUCCAUAACAGUUAUAUGAGACACUACAGACUCUAUAAGUCUGUUUUUACUCCACAGGUAAAACUUGAUUUGUCUCUGAUAUAUACAGACAGCACUGAUCAGAAUGUUGGUGCCAUUUCAGAAGAUGUGUGCCUUUCCCCAACAAAAUCAGAGGACAGCUAA
Periophthalmus magnuspinnatus is the source of this 576-nucleotide messenger RNA. It is a transcript of the gene cfap119, whose product is annotated as cilia and flagella associated protein 119. NCBI's taxonomy places the organism in Eukaryota, Metazoa, Chordata, Actinopteri, Gobiiformes, Gobiidae. The transcript is spliced from 8 exons. Bases 1 to 576 code for a protein of 191 amino acids. The record is from RefSeq and is a predicted model, not a curated record.